GCCACCGCCGCCGCCGCUCUCGCCUUCGCUGCCUCCUCCCCCCGAGAGGUCCCUUGGAAGAGCCUGUCCAUACGUCCAUCUGCGUGCCUGACGCUGCCUUGUUUCCAGAUCUGAACCAUGUCCCACCCAUCCUGGCUGCCACCCAAGAGUACUAAUGAGCCUGUUGGUCACAUUACUGCAAGGAUGGAGACCACACACACCUUUGGGACUCCCAGCAUCUCUGUGUCCACCCAGCAGACGCCAAAGAAGUUUGCACCGGUUGUUGCCCCCAAGCCAAAGUACAACCCAUACAAGCAACCAGGAGGUGAUGGGGACUUUCUUCCUCCACCCCCACCUCCUGUGGAUGACCUUGGGAACAUCACAUCAUCACAAGGUGCCUUUCCCCCUCCACCUGCUCUGGAUGAUGUUACUUUCAACGUGCAGCAAGUGAAUCCUGGCGGCAAGACACUUGAGGAGAGGCGGUCCAGUCUAGAUGCAGAAAUCGACUCUCUGACCAGCAUCCUGGCUGACCUAGAGAGCAGCUCUCCUUACAAACCUCGGACUCAACAGGGUUCUGGGACCUUGAGCAGCUCUGCCACCACCACCCCAUCUGUGUCCACGCCUGUCACUGGCCACAAGCGGAUGAUCAUCCCUAACCAGCCUCCCCUCACUGCCACCAAGAAGUCCACCACCAAGGGUGCGGGGCAGCCGGCGCCCAUCCCAGUCACUCCUGUUGGGACCCUGAAGCCGCAGCCGGUGCCAGCCUCCUACACUACAGCAUCCACCCCCAGCCGCCCGGCUUUCAACGUGCAGGUGAGGACGGCACAGCCCAGCCCGCACUACCAGCUGCCCGGCCCGCAGCCCACGCACUAUGGCAGCCUCGGGCCCAGCCAGCCCUAUGCUCCCUUGCCAGCUCGCCCGCCCGGCGCCCCGCAGUAUGGCCCUCCACAGACCCACGGGCCUGACUAUGGCUAUGCCCCACCACCCGCCCGGCCCUCGGAGCCCACCUAUGGCUAUGCACCUCCGCAAGGCCGCUACCAGAACCCCUACUAUGAGGGGUACGGGGGCAGGAACGGUUCUGAAGCACCCUAUGUACCACAAAGCUCCUGGAAGGCUGAGCCGGCGUAUCCCACUAGUAACACCAUGGGCCAGGCUCCUCCUGGGCUCUACCAGCCAUCUGGCAUGAAGAAGACCUACAUCACUGAGCCAGUGCUGGCCCCGCAGCCACCAUCACUGCAGCAAAAGAGCGGGUAUCCUGGCACUGGACCUGCAUCAAGCUCUUCUGCCUUCAGGCCUGAGGAUGAAUUGGAACAUCUGACCAAGAAAAUGCUGUAUGACAUGGAGAAUCCUCCUUCUGAUGAUUACUUUGGCCGCUGUGCCCGCUGCGGGGAGAAUGUUGUUGGGGAAGGCACUGGCUGCACAGCCAUGGACCAGGUCUUCCAUGUGGAGUGCUUCACCUGCAUGAUGUGCAACAACAAGCUGAGGGGACAGCCUUUCUACGCAGUGGAGAAGAAGGCUUACUGCGAACCCUGCUAUAUUAACACACUGGAGCAAUGCAGCGUCUGCGCAAAGCCCAUCAUGGAAAGGAUCCUCCGAGCCACGGGGAAGGCCUACCAUCCCCACUGCUUCACCUGCGUGAUGUGCCAUCGCAGCCUGGACGGCAUCCCCUUCACUGUGGAUGCCGGUGGGAACAUCCACUGCAUCGAGGAUUUCCAUAAGAAAUUUGCCCCAAGGUGUUCUGUGUGUAAGGAGCCCAUCAUGCCAGCCCCAGGACAAGAGGAGACUGUACGCAUUGUUGCCUUGGAUCGUGACUUCCAUGUGCAGUGCUACCGAUGUGAGGACUGUGGUGGCCUUCUGUCUGAAGGGGACAAUCAGGGCUGUUAUCCUCUGGAUGGGCACAUCCUUUGCAAGACCUGCAACUCUGCUCGGAUCCAGGCUCUGACUGCGAAGGCCAGCACUGAUCUCUGAGUAUCAACUGUGACCCUCCCCAGGAUGCUUGCUGGGGCAUAUUGCACAAGCUUUGCAUGAUUUCUUUCCAUUCUAGGGUCUGAAUCUCUGUUUGAAAAAAAAAAAUUGAAAAAAAAAA
Dryobates pubescens (Downy woodpecker) is the source of this 2065-nucleotide messenger RNA. It is a transcript of the gene LPP, whose product is annotated as LIM domain containing preferred translocation partner in lipoma. Gene Ontology annotation, cellular component: focal adhesion; stress fiber. NCBI's taxonomy places the organism in Eukaryota, Metazoa, Chordata, Aves, Piciformes, Picidae. The record is from RefSeq and is a predicted model, not a curated record. Gene Ontology annotation, biological process: cell-cell adhesion. The coding region runs from base 118 to 1947 and encodes 609 amino acids. The transcript has 12 exons.